Molecule: messenger RNA, 372 nt
Organism: Suillus paluster
Lineage: Eukaryota; Fungi; Basidiomycota; Agaricomycetes; Boletales; Suillaceae
Exons: 4
Coding region: 1-372 (123 amino acids)
Source: RefSeq, a predicted model, not a curated record
AUGUGUAUUGUCCUAUAUUAUCCUCCCUUUGCUCACACUACUAACCUCAAGAUGUUCUGUGCUUCUGUCCUUUGGCCACUUGCAGACUGCAGCUGCAAAUGGUCAAAGGCAGCGCUACAGCUAUAUUUCAAGUGUUCACAGUGGUUCUUCACAGUAGGCGUGCUAUCAAUCCUCUUUGAUAGCGUGCCUUCAGGGUCUGGACACCUUCAGACUUUUCUGGCCAUCCAUGUCCCCAGGGACUGGACACCUUCUUUGUGGGAUCUGGGGGUAUUUAACUUGGCCAUCCAUGUCCCCAGGGACUGGACACCUUCUUUGUGGGAUCUGGGGGAGUGUUUCUUGGCCAUCCAUGUCCUCAGGGACUGGACACCUUGA